AUUUAGAAACGGUCAAAACUAUCUUUCACCAGUAUUAUUAGUGUAUUAACGCAAGUAAUCAUGCAUUCAUAUUAUAGCUGUUUAGAUGAUUUCGUUACAAUUAGGUUAAGGUUGCUGGGUUGAUUUUGACAGUUUUGUAUGAUCUAGCUAGCCUAAUGAUUAGUUCACGUUAUAUAUAUUUUUCCUUUAGACAAUAAUCUGACAGAAUAAAUGAACAAAGAGAAUGCAAUGUCUCGUUUACCGGUCAUAUCUGGGAAACGGCCUCUUUCCAGCACAGCAGAUGGAGAGUGUCAACAGCGAAAGAUACGAAAGGUUGAGACAGAGGCACAUCAGAGGUUCAAAACUGCUGCCAGUGUAGUGCCUCCCAAACGUCCUGGACCAGCCAAAGCAAUCACUAAACCCCUUCGUCAAACUGGUGCAAUGACUGUGGCAGCAGCCCCUUCAAGAGGUGACAUGAAAAAGUCAGCUGCGACUGCCACAAUUGCCAAAGGUGUGGGUACAUCAAAAAGACCAGGAUGGGACUUAAAAGGAAAAGUCAGUGAUAUGGAGAACAAAAUUCAGAACUACCAAAGUAAAAUGAAAUCUGUAAACCACGAAAACGAGAACCUGAAGGAAUCAAUUUCAAAGGUGCAAAAAAUUGAGGCAGAAGCCCAGGAGGAAAACAAACAGUUGAAAAAGCAUCUUAGAGACAUUGAAGAAAAACUAGCCAAGCUGGCCACUGUAAAAGAUGAGCUGGAGAGAACUACUGAAGAGAGAGAUGGCCUGCAGAAGGACUUAAAAAAAUUAACAGAUGAAUAUGAGGUUUUAAAAAAGCUUAGAAAUGAACUAGAAGCUGAGUUCCGCAAUGUGCAGAGCCAGCUCUCUAUUCAGACUUCAGCUCUGGGCAGCUGUCAGGACAGUCUGCAUGCAACUCAGGAGAUGGUAAAAAGUUUGGAAGCAACAGUGGCCAGACAACAGGAUGAUCUUCACUAUGGAGAAAUGGAACGGAGGAAACUCCAUAACACCAUUCAGGAACUAAAGGGCAACAUUAGGGUUUUCUGCAGGGUCCGUCCUCUGCUUUCAAACAGGGAGGCAGCUGUUUCACACACUCAGCUUUCUUCCCAUGACAACAAGGCUAUAACCCUUGCUAAAACAGAAGAGUCUCAUGUGGGACGUGCUGCUGAAACUCAGAAGAAUUACAUCUUUAGGUUUGACUACGUGUUUGGGCCACACAGCUCCCAGAGGGAAGUUUUUCAGGAGAUAUCGCUGCUUGUGCAGUCAGCUCUUGAUGGUUACAAUGUCUGCUGCUUUGCGUAUGGCCAGACAGGCAGUGGCAAAACUUAUACAAUGGAAGGAGUCGACAUGGAUGAAAUGCGUGGAGUCAUUCCCCGAGCUGUUGACCAGAUUUUCAAGUCUGCCAAGGUGCUUGCUGAGCAAGGCUGGCAGUAUACAUUUACAGCCAGCUUUGUUGAAAUUUACAAUGAGACUCUGCGAGAUCUGCUUUACAUGGGCAAACCCAGCAAGAGACCAGAACAUGAGAUCAAAAAGACAGCAAACAAUGAAGUAACAGUCACUAACUUAAAUUAUCAAAAGGUCACCACAGAGGAUGAGGUUGCAAACUUGAUUAUGUUGGCAAACCAGAACAGGUCCACCGCACGGACAAACAUGAAUGAUCAAUCCUCUCGCUCUCAUUCCAUUUUCCAGCUGGACAUUGAGGGAGAAAACCUUGGUCGAGGAACUAAGUGCAAGUCUUCUCUGUGUCUGGUGGAUUUGGCUGGCAGUGAGAGGGUCCAAAAGAGCCAGUCUCAAGGAGAACGAUUUAAGGAGAUGACUGCCAUAAAUUCUUCACUGACUAAUUUGGGCAUUGUGAUUGCUGCCCUUGCUAAUAAGGAGAGCUUUGUGCCAUAUCGAAACUCAAAACUUACCUACCUUCUUCAGGGAUGCCUGGGUGGAAACAGCAAAACGUUGAUGUUUGUAAACAUUUCACCAGAAGAAGACAGCUUCAGCGAAUCACUUAAUUCACUUCGCUUCGCCAGCAAGGUGAAUGACUGUGUCAUUGGGACCGCCACUGCCAAUAGAAAGUAGCCUUUUGGUCUGUUUCUCAGAAAUCUGUCAGCAUUUUCUGUCCUAGCUUUUUUUCUUGGUGUAUCAACAUUUAAUAUUUCUUGUACAAAGCAAUGUUUUAAUCUAUUUUAUCUUUCUUUUGAUAUGUAUUUUAAAAGGCUCAUUAAAUUUUACAGUAUUUGCCACUUUCAGAUACUUUAAUCAGUUAUGUUGACUAGUGUCAUUUAAAAACAAUGAAUAUUUUGGUGGAAAAAUCAUAAUUCUUUUUGUAUUACUUGCAUGCAUUUUGUGUGUUCAGCUGCUGAAAUGUCUGGUUCAGCUCAAUGACAGGUUUGUAAUUACUGUAUGUACAUGUACCAUAUUAAAGUACACAUUGCAAUAGAAACAAAUUAUUUUGUCAUAUCCAUUGCUUAAUGCUUAAAUUCUUGGCCAAAGCAACAUUAAAACAACUUUGUUUCAUGUA
This is a messenger RNA of Trichomycterus rosablanca, 2506 nucleotides long. RefSeq names its product kinesin family member C1 (gene kifc1). The coding region runs from base 211 to 2064 and encodes 617 amino acids. Gene Ontology annotation, biological process: microtubule-based movement. The transcript has 16 exons. The record is from RefSeq and is a predicted model, not a curated record. Lineage: Eukaryota; Metazoa; Chordata; Actinopteri; Siluriformes; Trichomycteridae. Gene Ontology annotation, molecular function: microtubule binding; ATP binding; microtubule motor activity.